Ostrinia nubilalis (European corn borer) is the source of this 6182-nucleotide messenger RNA. RefSeq lists its product as uncharacterized. NCBI's taxonomy places the organism in Eukaryota, Metazoa, Arthropoda, Insecta, Lepidoptera, Crambidae. The coding region runs from base 15 to 6182 and encodes 2055 amino acids. The record is from RefSeq and is a predicted model, not a curated record. Gene Ontology annotation, cellular component: plasma membrane. The transcript has 28 exons. Gene Ontology annotation, biological process: potassium ion transmembrane transport; regulation of membrane potential. Gene Ontology annotation, molecular function: voltage-gated potassium channel activity.
UUUAACGUAUAAUCAUGGCCACGCAUACGCAUAGUAAUACAGAACACGAUGACGAUGAUGAUGAAGAUGAUGAGGAGUCGCAGAUUUGUUGGAGUGACGUGAUCUUCCUGCCUUUCAACCCAGUCUUCAAGAUGUUUGUGCUGGUCAGCGUGAUAGCCAAGAGUAUUUUGGGUCCAGUUCGGUCGGUCUACUCCAUUACUCACUGUUCCCCAAUAAUGGAUCAAUAUAUUUACCUGACUUUUGUUAAGUACUUUUACUGGUACUUCUGCGAUAUAAUAUACUUUGCUGAUACUUUCUUUCAUAUUGUGCACAGGCAAGUAACGGACAAGGCUAUGAGAAGGGAGCACCUACCUAAAUCAGCUUUUCUGUUGUUACUUGAUGUGAUCGCUCUGGUACCGUUUUAUACUCUGUCAACUUACGACCUUUGCCCACCAGUUCAGCUGUGGCCAAACAUAUUGGCCUUCUCUGAAUUUAUUGUCAUAUACCGAGUAGUGGAACAUUUCUCCGUGGUUUCAACCCAUUCGAUAAUAAAAUUGACGAUUGGAUUCACAAUAUUUAUAAUGAUAUGCGUCAACUGCGUGGGGUGUUUUCUUGUGUUACUAACGGUGCACGGUCUUUGUGCCAAUUGUAGAAACAAAAUUUACGACUGGAGAAAAUAUGUGGUUCACAAGAUGAACGAAACCGACGAAGGAUUUACAACGUAUGUGUAUGGAACAUCAUUUGUUAUGGGAUUUGUUGUUAAUUGCUUAUUUGACGAAACUAAACCUUCUACUAUUUUGGAAUUCUGCUUAGUCAGCAGUUUUAUGAUCAUCAGCUACGUUGUAGACAUUUUUGUGGUAAUGCCGAAGAUGUUCGCAGAAUCUAUUUUGAAUUUGCGAAGAAUAUGCACAUUUCAACCAACCGUGAAAAAAAUUACAGAAGAAACCAAAAGGCGAAACCCUUCACCUGUAGCUUAUCAAAAUGUGAGCAGUUUCUAUAGUCUAAUGUGGAGGAAAAGAAGAGGGAUCACCAGCAUUCCUGAAAUCAUUGGCGAAUUACCUAGAUACUUGCGGCUUGAUAUCAGGCAAGAUUUAGUUUGGCCUGUGUUUUAUCAUAGCCCCACACUAAGAAAAACAUCCACACCCUUCAAAAGAUGGCUUUGUGAAUGUAUUAGCCUGGACUAUAAGCUACCUGGGGAGAAAUUCUUUGCUGGACCUCAUUGCCACACCAACCUGUACUAUUUAAAAUCUGGUAUUGUAGAACUGGUAUCAGCUGACGAUGGUGUGACACCUUUGCUUUCUUUGAGCGACGGCACAAUUUUUGGAGAUGUCAGUUUCUUGGUACCACCUCUGAAAAGGAAUUUAGUUGUGCGUUGCGUAACGUAUUGCGAAGUUUUCAUGGUAUCUAGAUAUGAUUUAUUAAAAGCUUUGCAGAAAUUCCCAGCAGACCGAAAGAAUAUUUUAGAAUCAGUCAAAGAUAGAAUAAAACAUGCACGCACGCUUUAUACGUGUAAACAACACGUGAGGGGACUUGAUAGAGCGGAAGACGAGGGUAUAGCGUGGAUUAAGAGGCGCUGGUGGGAAAUAUCAGAUACAGUUGCCAGUUGGAAGAAGAAAACCGGAGGUCGAUGCGAACUGCCCCCAGAAGAAGCCGUAUAUCAUUGUGCUAAAUAUAUCGGACAACUUGUUUUAUGUAGCGAAAUUCAGCUACACAAAAAGAGUUUAUUUAAUAAUACGAAUUUCCCUUGGAUAUUAACACCUAACUCCACUUUUGUUCGAGUCUGGAAGAAUAUUGUUAUGUUCACGGUGUUUCUUGCAUUGAUCAUGUACCCACCAAAUAUCACGCGGAAGAAAGUUCUAAAAUCGUUUAUGUUUGUAAAGUGCUGGGUUGACUUUGUUUAUAUUGCAGAUAUUGGCAUUUCCCUUCUGACUUCGACCAAGAGAGACAACUUGUCUGAUAAUUUCGCUGCUGUUAUGUUCACUCGAUGCAAAAGUGCCCGAUUCGUUAUGGAUAUUUUUGCCACUGUGUGGAUUGAAGUUUUGGCGAUUUUGGCUGGUAAGCCAGAAUACUAUUACAUAUUCCAAUUCAAUCGCCUUCUCAAAGUAUACAUAUUGUUCGCCAGUGACUAUGUAAAUGAGUGGAGCUUAGACAGAGAAUUGCUUCUUAACGUUUGCUAUAAAGUUAUAUUGACGAAUUUUUGUUAUUUCUACAUUAUUGCCUACGUGAUAUACGUCGCGGAUAGAUACAUACCCGAAAUGACAACAUCUUAUUUCUUUGGUGAAAAGUAUUGCAAUGAAGGAAACCGAACGGUGAAAUGCGACCUUGAAAGUCAGUUUUUGGGAGUAGCUAUCGGGUAUGCUUAUGAACUAUUAUUUUUUGAAUUUCCUCCGUUAUCUUUGACUGACAUUUACUUUGGUGCCGUGAUAAAUUACAUCGGAUUUAUAAUAUACAUGAUAACAAAAGCGAGGUUCAUUGCUUAUUUGUAUCUGAAGUUUAGAGAGGUUACGAACUAUCAAUGGUUUGUGACGAAUUUGAAGUCAUAUUACAAUCACCACAAAAUUCAUCAUGCUCUUAUGAAACGUCUGGAUAGAUAUUUGGUGUGUCAAUGGAAAUAUUACCAUGGGGCUGACGUUAUGCAUCCUCAUAUAAUGAAGAAUGAACCAUUUGAUAUCUACUGGAAGGUGCAUGGUGAGGUGGCUGAACGGAUCAUAAGCAACUCCCAAGCGUUUGCAGGAGCAGACCCGUUGUUGGUGAGGGAGUUAGCUUAUGCUGCGAAAUAUUUGAUUAUGCCCAAAAACGCUACUUUGUUCCUUUUUGGGGUGCAAUGUAGAAAUGUCACUUGGAUUGUGCAAGGUCAUAUAAAAUGCGAGUAUCACAAUGAAAAAGGUGAACUGCUAAGAUCAUAUUACGAACCUGGUAAGAUGGUUUCUGUGAGUGCAGUUUUGUUACGUAAACCUUCUCUAAGGACUUACGCCUCUUGUACAGAAUGCGAGUUGAUAUACAUUCUGAUACAAGAUUUCUUCAAUAUUAUCAAACGAUAUCCGAACGAGUGGAGCUACUUUCAGAAUUGCAUUAAAGAAUUUGGGCCCUUAUUUGAAGAAAUGUUCGAAGCGUAUGUGAAAAAGCAUAGAGACUAUCAAAAGAAACUUCGCAAAAGAAUAUUCCUUGCUAGAGCGUCGUCGCUACCAAACACGGAUAGACGAAAAUCUGUUGUUGAAAGUGAUGAGUGGACGCCUUUGACGGCUUUCGAUUUUGACAGCUGGCUGGAUCCCGAUUCUGACUGGAUGUAUUAUUGGAUGAUGUUCCGAGCUUUUAUAGUCAUAGUGUCAAUUGCAAGUACUUCGUUACAAGGUGGCAGUGGAGCGCCAUAUAGAAGACAAUUAAUGAUCACAAGUGCAUUUUGCGACGCCAUUGCUUUUGUUGAUAUUGUAUUGAAGAUGUUUGUGUCUUACUACAACGAAAAAGGGAUUCUCAUAUACGACACUCGCAUGUGUAUUCGACAUUACUUGACCAGGGGCUUUUUCCUGGACGUGGUCGGUGCAGUUCCCUGGUCAGAGUUCUUUAAGAUCAUCCUCACGUAUGAAAUAACCGAAACCCAGGCCAUGUUCAUGAAUACAUUCUGCAAGUUCGCACAUCUGUAUAUUUUGAUGGAGUUCUUCAACCAUAUAGCUGAUCUGCCGUCUUUGAAUACCGUGUAUAUUUUGAUAAUAAAGUGGCAGUUGAUGAUAGCUCUGGUGAUGCUAGGUGGGAGCCACUACCUCAUGAACCACUGCAUCGACUUCACGUUUGACGACCAAGGCAACCUCAUGUCUAUGAAGCGCAUCAACGAGUGCUGGCUACCGUCUUACAUGGUGCUGGAUGAAAAUCCUACAGUGGACCAGCUGCACACGCUGUUCGCUCAGAGUCUGAACCUGGCGCAGAGCGCUCUCAUGAGGAUGAACCUCGGCAAGUUCCAUAUAGACCGGAGCAAUCUCGGCGUUGGUCUCGUACUGGUAACCCUUGGCAUUGUCUUUUGGUACGUCAUGUGUUACUCGUUAACCCUUCUGAUACUGGCAGCGAGGGGGAACAAACUCUACCAACACGGUAUCAGUCAGUUGCAGAAGUUCCUAAGUGCUGAGAGGGUUGAUCAGAAGCUUAUUGAUAAUGCUGUUGCCCAUUUUGGAUAUUACUGGAUAAGAAAUAAAGGCAUAAAUAUACACCAUCUGAUGAAUGAACGCAUCGGUCAUGUAGUGUUCAGACAAGACUUGAGCUACUAUUUAUUUAAAAAAACCUUUAAAGCCUUAGACACGUUACUCCGGGGAGGUGAACCCCUGGAAAGGCAGCUGUCCAGCGCUGGCCUGCAAACGUACCUGCGACCAGGCGAGGAGAUUAUGAGGGAGAUGGAUCUGCUGCCUUACGUCUUUGUGGUGCAUAGAGGAAAGGUCACCAUCAGCAAGGAUGGGAAGACGUUGGCUGAGCUGACUAAAGGCUGUAUAUUCGGUCAGCUGGACGGUACGGAACCGCGUCCUGUUCGGGUAUCAGCGGUUGCCAACGGGUAUGCUGAUGUCUUGCAGAUGACUAUCGGCCAGUUCCAAGAUACUAUCACUGAUCAGAUAAGAAUAAACAUAGCUCGAAACCGGCAAUCAAAAUACGACUUUAUGGCAGUCAAAAAACAAGUUCACGAGAAUCCUCACAACACCAUAGAGUACAUCUUGCGAGGACGCAAAACGAUAAAGUUACCAUUCAUGAAAGAGCCGGUAGAAGCUCGCGGCAGGAACUGGUACACAAGAUGGUUGUUCCUUGCGUGGAUGAUAUCUCCCUUUGUCUCGGCUGUACUGGUUUUCCUGCUCAGUUUUGUGCCUGAAGACAUACGGCGGGACAUCUACUGGAGUCUCUCAGCGAUUGAUAUACUGCACCUCGCUCAUAUUAUUUCGGAGUUCUUUACGGUAGAGCUAGUGGUAGUCGGCGAUGCUCUCGUCAAGAGGCGUCUAGCACAUCGGUUGCUACUGUACUGGGGGUUCUACGUCGAUGCCAUAUCUCUGAUCGUGCCCAUGGUAACCCUGGCCAACGGCAACUGGGCCUACCAACUUGCCAGGCUGCUGAGACUUCGGCUGCUGUAUGAGUUUCAUGUCCAUUUCUGCACCAGUUUUAAGAGUAAAGUGACUCCGAUUCUAAUGAAGUUCAUUAUCGUGAUUCUCUUGAUUCACGCUAUGGUGUGCGGCUGGAUUUACGUGGCUUGUCGUAGAGGCCCUGGUGAGCCAUUUCCGGUGCCGAUUUUGGAGCUGCCCCCUUCUUACAAUGCGAGCAUAGACCGCGAUGAAUGGAUAUCAGUGAAACAAAGACAUGACGGAUGUUCACGGAUGUCGAUGUACUUCAAAGUGAACAACGCGUAUAAGAUAUCGUUUGUCGUGCCUCGCCGAUGGCAGCACGACUAUGUGGUGGCCUUCAUGUAUGUCACUCUACUGCAAACUCACACGGUUUUGGAUACGGUGGUGGUUCUAACAAUAAAAGAGACAUACUACAAGGUGUUCAUUAACUCCUUUAUUCUGCUUAUGGAUUUGUGGCUCGUAAGCCUGGCCAUAACCGCCGUUUACACGAAGUUUCGAGAACUUUACCAGUACGACUAUGGUGUGAACAAUUUGAGCACUUACCUCCAUCAUAGUGGUCUGUCUCCAACCUUGUUGAGGAACAUCCAAGAGUAUACUAGACAACUGUGGGAAAGGCAAAGAGGUAACUGGCUCCCCGAGUUAGCCCAUCAAGCGCCCCAGUGCCUCCGCGAGGAUUUGCUCAGCGCCUUGUACAUGCAUCACCUGAAGAUGCCCUCUCUCUUCAAGAACAUGCCUCAUUACUUCUCAAGGCAACUGGUGGCCAGGUUCCAGAGGGUCGUUUUAUUCCCUGGUAAAUGUAUGGUUCAAGAGGGCGAUAUUUUUCCGUGUAUGUAUUUUAUACACGAAGGAGAAGUAGAGAAGUGGUACACUGAUUCAAACGGAGAGAAGAAAUUUAUGUCACUGCUAAGCACCAAUGGUUACUUCGGACUGAUUCCUGGAAUGUUCCCGAACGUUCCCUACCAGUUCAGCUACUAUACGAGAACUGUAGUGGAUCUGGUCUUCCUUCGACUCAACACCUGGCAAGACCUGUUAGAAGCGUAUCCUGAAGUGAGGCACGAAUUGUACGCUAAAGCUAAGCAGCUAAAGAAGGAACUUAUGAAGAGUAAAAACGUUUAG